ACGAACCGUUGAUUAGGGGCUAGCCCAGAUGAAUUAUCUACACCCGCACUCAGUGAACCAAACUUCCUCCCUCUCCUUCAUCAUCGUCAAUGGAUGAUGCUAAUAACAACAUAAGAGUCUAGGGUUUAUAAAGAGCCCUAAAAGUAACCAAAUGUAUUCGUUAAGCUUAAAACCCUGGGUGCUGCUGUCACAUUCUUCGAGGUCGUUGCUUAAAUUGUCCGGAAGUAACAAAUUAUUCUCAAAUUGUGUUGCAAUCCCCGUAAGAAAAGCUUAUAGGGGAGGCAAUUUAGUUUUGAAAGCUCAAUCACAACAAGAUAACAACAACAACAACAACAACGCUUCCAGUGAUUCUAACCCCCCUAAUGGGACCCUGCAAAAAAGCCGGAAGGAAAUUCUGUUGGAGUAUGUUAAAAAUGUACAGCCCGAAUUCAUGGAGAUGUUUGUAAAAAGAGCUCCACCACAGGUAGUUGAGGCUAUGCGUCAAACGGUAACGAAUAUGAUUGGAACACUUCCCCCACAAUUCUUUGCAGUUACAGUAACAACUGUUGCAGAAAAUCUUGCACAGCUCAUGUACAGUGUCUUAAUGACUGGGUAUAUGUUCAGGAAUGCACAGUACAGGCUUGAAUUGCAGCAAAGUUUAGAACAAGUUGCUCUUCCGGACACACAAGAGAAGAAGGAUUGGCCAGAUUAUGCACCAGGUACACAGAAAAAGGUUAGUGGUGAAGUCAUUAAAUGGAAUAAUGUUUCCGGUCCCGAGACAAUAGAUGCUGCGAAGUAUAUCGAGUUACUAGAAGCAGAAAUUGAGGAACUCAACCGACAAGUAGGAAGGAAGUCUGCCAAUGGACAGAAUGAAUUGUUGGAAUACCUCAAGUCAUUAGAGCCUCAGAAUCUGAAGGACUUGACAAGUACUGCUGGAGAAGAUGUUGUAUUGGCAAUGAAUACAUUUAUAAAGAGGCUCUUGGCUGUAUCUGAUCCUGACAAAAUGAAGACUAGUGUAACGGAGACAAGUGCACCAGAACUUGCCAAAUUGCUCUACUGGCUGAUGGUGGUAGGAUAUGGUAUUCGCAAUAUUGAAGUUCGUUUUGACAUGGAACGUGUACUUGGAACUCCACCAAAAUUUGCGGAGUUACCUCCUGGUGAGAAUAUUUAGCGCUUUCACAGAAACGGAGAUUUUGGCACCAUGGGGGCAUAUGACAAUUAGAAAGAAUCUACAAUGAGCACAAGAAAGAUAGCAUUGCUGUUUGUUAUUACUCAUCAAUAUUUUUUUAAAGGUGUACGCAGGGCUUGGAAGAAUAACUAGAUCAGUAGUAGAAAUCAUAUAGACCGGAGUGGGGGAUAUUUUUAUGCAGCCUAGUCUCCUUUUUGUAUGCUUAUAUGCACUAGCAUACUCUAGCAUGGACAAUUAAUUGCCAUAAACCAAAAUAACAUAAAUGUGUUUCCAGAUCCCAGUGUCUUGGUAUCAGUAUAUAAUAGCGGAGAAAUUUACUGUUUA
Messenger RNA from Daucus carota subsp. sativus, 1492 nucleotides. RefSeq lists its product as uncharacterized. NCBI's taxonomy places the organism in Eukaryota, Viridiplantae, Streptophyta, Magnoliopsida, Apiales, Apiaceae. The transcript is spliced from 7 exons. The record is from RefSeq and is a predicted model, not a curated record. Bases 152 to 1150 code for a protein of 332 amino acids.